Messenger RNA from Cryptomeria japonica (Japanese cedar), 3673 nucleotides. RefSeq lists its product as uncharacterized. The transcript has 2 exons. The coding region runs from base 753 to 3353 and encodes 866 amino acids. Gene Ontology annotation, molecular function: protein binding. NCBI's taxonomy places the organism in Eukaryota, Viridiplantae, Streptophyta, Pinopsida, Cupressales, Cupressaceae. The record is from RefSeq and is a predicted model, not a curated record.
CCUAACCGGGGUUAACUUAUAGAUGAGUUGUUAAGGUGCACACCUAUUCUUGAUCCUUUCACGUAUUCUAAAUCUUUGUCCUCUGUACAGAAGAGAACAAAUUCGAUCAACGAUUUUCCAGUCUUCGGCAAAUGGAAACGCAGUGUUCGUUGAUAUGCUCAUGAUGUCCUUUCACCUCAGCAUUACGAGGUACGGAUUUCGAUUCCUCUGCAAUAAUUUUCUCACAGAAGGUAAGAUGUUUUAAUUCCCUGGACUAAUAUUGUUUUCCAAUAUAACAAUAAGCAGUAAGCUGUUCCUUUUCCAACAAUCUGUAUGUGAAUGCACUGAAAUCUGAGCUUUGAACGCAAAUGCUUUAUAACUUCUUUCAAAAAGAUUAGGAAAUUUUCUUUUUUCUUAUAUUGUCAGUGAUGAUUUGACAGGGUUAUGUUUUAUGAGAUCUGUUCUUUUAAAGGAUAUAAUUCCUCCAUUAGCGAAUUAAAUAGCUGGUAAAUGUUUAUCAGUCUUCUGAACUUUGUAGGUCAGGCAUUCAUAUGUAGGUUUUUAUUUAUUUUCUUGAGGACGAAUUUAGGACUCGGCACGCUUUGUGCAAAACUUCCGUUACAACAGAUCAGUUUCCCCAACCUGAUCUCAACCAGUUGCAUGUGAGUAGGUCUGUAUAAAUCAUAUGGCGAUGGAUCAAAAUGACCAACCACCAGAGGUUUUAAAAGCUGAAAGAGACAAAUUCUUCAGUAGGAGAUGUUGCGGCAAUUCUAAUGAAUUUACAGCUGAGCUGCUCGUCUGAGGUCAAUGCUGCUUCUGAAAGACUCCAUCAAAGGAUUUCACCUGAAAAGAGAAAACUAAGAGCAAUUGCACCUCUGAAAGCCUCAGAGGCUAUUGACACUAAUGUGGUAGAUCUGUCUUCAGGAAAAUACAUACUGCCAGAUCAACAGGAACUGGCUAUGGAUCAAAAUUAUCAACCACCAGAGAUUUUAAAAGCUGAAAGAGAGACAAAUUCUUCAGAAGAAGAUGUUGCGGAUAUUCUAGUGAAAUUAAAGCUCAGCUCGUCUGAGGCCAAUGCUGCUUCUGCACGACUCGACCAAAUGAUUUCACCUGAAAAGAGAAAACUAACAGCAACUAUACCUCUGAAAGCAUCACAGGCUAUUAGCACAAAUGUGGUAGAUCUGUCUUUAGUAAAAUACGUACUACCAGAUCAACAGGAACCCCCGUAUUUUGUGACGCUUCUUCACAUUCUUGGAGUGAAGGAUGAUAUAUCAGCUGUUGCAGAUGCAUAUAUGAGAUUUGAUAAGCAGGUUUUAACUUCAAUUCAUAACAAAGCUAGCAUAUAUCUUACACAUCCUGAAAUAGGAAAGAUUCUUCAAAUGCAUGACUCCCCUGAACAAAAAUAUGAAGGCAGUCACGAAGCCACAGAAGCUGCAGAUGAACUUGUUCCAGUUAGCCUAAAGGAUUUGAAAGCCGGCAAGCUGAAUGAGUGUGCUGUGUUGUAUGGAGAGCUUUGUGUUAAGCCCUUCAAAUUUGGGAGAAUCUAUACUCUGCUCCAGGAGAUUGGCACUGGGAAUGCAGUGGCUCUUUCCAUUGUUUCAGAGGAUGCCUCAUCUAUUGAUCAAAAUUUCGAAAGAGAGAAUUAUCCUCAAGGCAAGAAAAUUGCUGUCAAGGAGCCCAUGCUUGUUCGAGGCGAAGUCGGUCUCCUAUUUAUAAAUGUAAACAAUCCUUCGUCAAUUGAAACGGUAGAGAGUUUUCCUCCCUCUGCAGAUGGAAAUGUUGCAGUCGAUGAAGAAAAUUUCAAGAAAUGGAUGGAUACCAUAUUGAAUGAGGCACAUCACUCAGAAAAUUGGGACAAACUCAUGCGAAAUUGUACAAAGGGACUAUUGAUGUACUCAAAGGGAAUGGGGAUCAACAACUUCCCCAUUACUGAAAUAUACGCUGCAAGAUGGCACGCGGAAAUAGCAACUGGGCGGUAUGGUGAAGCAAUGCUUGAUGCAGAGGCCAUUUGUGAGCUCCGUCCUUCUUGCAGCGAUGGAAUUAAGAUCAAGAUUCGAUCACUGGCAUCCUUAGGGAGAUUUCAGGACCUCCAUCGUUUACUUCAAUCUGCGCGUGCCAAUAAUGCUUUCAGAGACGAGGACAUCAAAGAAUUCACUAACAUCUAUCGCACAUGUGGCUCUCGGUAUUUUGACAUUGGUAUCGCAAGAUUAAAUGAGCAAAAGCCAUCUUUGUUCAGACCAGAUGGAGAUUUAAUCGGUCCGGUGGAAAUCCAAAAGACAAGAAAUGGGAAUGGCAGGGGUUUGUUCGCCACCGAAGAUAUUAAGACAGGUGACUGCUUGUUGAUCAGCAAGGCCUUGGCCAUCUCUCUCAAAGCUAUGGACGACCCCAUGAAAAAUGGGCUGUUUGAAAAUGUGAAAAAUGUUCUGAAUUCAUGUGGGGAUAACAUUUUAAAACUCUUUCUUUCUCAUGCCAGUCGCAAACUGGUUGCCAAAAUGGGGGAUUUCUUCAACCCGUCUGCCGAAGAGAAGUGCUGCAAAGCUACAGCUCGAGUUCGGGAAGAUUUUGAAGCCCUUCCAGAUAAAGACCGUAGAAUCGGUCACAUAAUAGAAGGGAUUGCUUUCGACGACGCCUCUGUAGCUGCACUUCAAGAAAAGGGCGAGUCAUUUGUCAUCUUCAAUCCACAUCCAAUUAGGCUUUAUUAUGGAGUGUGGAUGCUUCCGUCAUUUAUAAACCAUUCAUGCUCACCCAACUCAACAAGAAUCAAUCAAGGGGAAAUCAUCAGAAUUCAUGCAACAAGAUCUAUUAAAGAGGGACAAGAAAUCACCAUUCCCUAUUUUAAUGUUCUGCUUCCCUAUCCUUUUCGACAGAAACUUUGCAAUAGUUUUAGGUUUGGGUGUGUCUGCAAGUGCAAACGAUGUGAGGUGGAAAGAAAGAUAAUAGGAGCUGAACCAAAAGCCGAGGCACUUUGCGAGAGCUACUCCUCAGCGUGCAAUGCAAAGAUCGAAGAAAGGCCUGCCCGACUCGACAAGUUUGUCAAUCGAGUGGAAAAUUGUUUGACAGUAUUGAGAAAGGGGAAACUUGUUGGGGAUAAAGAUGGUGAGGAUUGGUUUCGAUCUUCUUUUAUGGCUGCCUAUUUGGGGCGUAUUACUUGCAGAAAAAAGAAAGCUGUAAAGACAUCGUCAGACAAAGAGGAGGAAAUUUUAUUGAGAGCAGCGCAUUCCAUAAUUGAAACUUGCCCUGGGGACAUUCAGAAUCUAAUAUUUUGCCACAGUUGUGUCAGCUUUUGGAAAGGUUUGGCAGAUGAGAAAUAUGCAAGACAGGCAUACAGUCUGAAGGAGGAGGCAAUCAUUUCAGUAUACGGGAACUCCUUAUAAGAAGCUUGGCUGCUUAGACCUGAAUUUCACAUAAAUUUGACUGGCCAAAUCCCCCAAAUAUGUAAUCGUCAUUUGUCAGGAGAAACUCUAAGAUAGUCAGUUGACAUUUAAAAAAUAACGACGAAUAAUUGAUUACAGAAACAAGGCUAGAUGGUUUUGUUUGUUUUAAUUUUAUGCUCUUAUCGUACGGUAGAUUAUUAACGAUACAUGUUAGUUAUGAAUGUUGUCUCAUGUUAUCAACUAGACAGGAUCAUUUUUUCUAGCGAGUGGCUAAAACAUUUUCGGUAGCCCCUCUCGAUGGGAUUGGAGUUUUAUUUUCU